AUGUCUGCCGUGGCCGCGGGCGUCGACGCGGCAGGCGCGUCGUCAGCGGCGCAGCCCGCCGUGGCGGACCCGCGCAGCGACUACGCGUGCAAGGACCAGCACAGCGUGCGCGUGAUCGACUCCCACAUGCCCGAGGACCUGGAGCGCGACGUGCUCCUGGUGUCGGCAGCGGCGGUGGAGCGCCACAGGCAGCUCAAGGACGUCGCGCAGUUUGUGAAGCAGGGCAUGCAGCGGCUGCACCCGGGCGGCAACAGGGCGGCGGACGGGGUCUACCACUGCGCGGUCGGCAAAUCCUUUGCUAGCGCCGUGAGCCACGAGGUGCGGCAGUACAUCCACCUGCGGGUCGACAGCAUCCACGUG
This is a messenger RNA of Monoraphidium neglectum, 360 nucleotides long. RefSeq names its product Dynein light chain, flagellar outer arm. Gene Ontology annotation, cellular component: dynein complex. Lineage: Eukaryota; Viridiplantae; Chlorophyta; Chlorophyceae; Sphaeropleales; Selenastraceae. Gene Ontology annotation, biological process: microtubule-based process. The transcript has 2 exons. The annotation marks the transcript as partial. The record is from RefSeq and is a predicted model, not a curated record.